Molecule: messenger RNA, 1232 nt
Organism: Anguilla rostrata (American eel)
Lineage: Eukaryota; Metazoa; Chordata; Actinopteri; Anguilliformes; Anguillidae
Product: cytosolic 5'-nucleotidase 1A-like
Exons: 7
Coding region: 95-1090 (331 amino acids)
Biological process (GO): adenosine metabolic process; nucleotide metabolic process
Cellular component (GO): cytosol; cytoplasm
Molecular function (GO): nucleotide binding; 5'-nucleotidase activity; magnesium ion binding
Source: RefSeq, a predicted model, not a curated record
UGCAGUCAGAGAAGCUUCAAAGCUGACAGACACGCUAGCAGGUUGACGCAAGUUAACAACAUACAGUAUUCAAGAUUUUCUGUCAACCGCAAUUAUGAACACCACAGAAACCAACAAUGUCAUAAAUGCGCAUGAUGACAAAGAUGACAAAGAUGGAGCAGCGGCCAAAAAUGAACCAAUGACCAUUGCAGUGUCUGCAAGCACACUGUUUAACACGAAGGACCAAAAAGAAAGUAAAACCAACGGGGAAACGAUUUUGAAGCUGGGAGUGGCAUUUCCUUUUAUAAAGGCCUUGGUGACAGCAAAUAAACAUUUACAGAAGCUUUACCCUGACAAUGAGAUGCCAUUCAACAUUGUCCUGAUGACUAAUACAGACACACAAGAGCAAUGCCUCAGAGACAGCCUCAGUGAGUUUAGUUUAAGUGAAAUCCGUAUCCGUGAGGAUGACAUCAGCAAACUCGCCGGGAACAUUCUCUACCUCACCGAGGACCCUGAAAAAGCAGAGAAUGCCAUUGAAAUAGGGCAUGCAGCUGCCAUUAUGUUCCCCAAUGACCAGGAAGUGCAAUGGAGCGAUGAAAAACAGCUUCGUGUGGCCUUCGACGGGGAUGGCGUUCUGUUCUCUGAUGAGUCUGAGGUUGUUUUUAAGAAGAAAGGGUUGCAAGCCUACACAGAAAAUGAGGAUGAUUCUGAGGACAUCCCUCUUGCAGAGGGCCCCCUGAGGUGCUUUCUGGCGGCUCUUGGUAACAUGGAGAAAAAAUUCCAUGCCAAGGGUCUGUACAAACCUUGCCCCGUGCAGACCUACCUGGUGACAUCACGCGACCCGGUCAUUUCGGGGACCAGGGCCCUGAAGACCCUGAAGAGCUGGGGCCUGGAGCUCACUCAGGCCUUCUUCUUAUGCGGGAGGCCCAAGGGCCCGCUCUUGCAGACGAUCCGCCCGCACAUCUUCUUCGAUGACCAGAAGCCGCACAUCGACGGAGCACGUAAACUGGGGAUCUUCUCCGCCCACGUGCCUUAUGGGAUAGGAUACGAGACGUACAAGUGUGCCGCCCAAGAAGCCAAAGCAGAAGUGAUAAACUAUGGGGAUAAAUAAAAUUCUAACUUUAAAAUUAAAAUGCACAACAAAGUCAGCAUUAACUGAAGCUGGGCUGUCUUGGGAGGAUGGGCCUAUUUCUAUGUCUUUUCUCUUUUAUAGUACUUCCAUGAAAAAUAGAAGACAGAAACUGACACUAUUU